UUGUUGUAGCAAGCUUUUCUGCCAGACUUUCGCAGUAUCUGUUUAUUCCGAUCCUCUACUUACUGUAGCAAGGGCUUUGCUUUCUUCUUCGUCAGCGGUGUGCACUACUUUGUAGCUACCAGUAUAAUGAUAGUUGAGUAGAGGAACGCCGAGUUUGAGAGAUGAGAGUAGUGCUAACUAACUACAUUUACAUGCAGAUGAAAGCUUGGCCCGACCGUAUUUCUUGAUGCUGAAGGUUUUCAUUUUAUGGUAGAGAUUUUCAAUUAUUUGGAACAUGCUGUUCACGGAUCCUGGCCUCUGCGAAAUACAGUUAGAAUAUUAUGUAGCCUGUAGUUGUAGUAGCUAGAGUGCAACGUGUUCCCCGUAUCGCGAAGUCAGUGUACUUGAUACUUUGGCUGCACGCCCCCAUGCACUGGACUCUGACUGAACGCGUGAAUUCCUGAGGAGUGAGUGUUUCUGGAGUUACUCAUUCUCACCAGUGAAAUGGACAAUCAAAGAUCUCGACGCAGGCCAUCCCUGCUCUCUGAUAUGGAAAGGCACGGCCGUGGUCGGAGUAUGUGGCUGGGUGAACAGCCAGAUGGAGUCAGCCCGAAAAUACUCACUCAUCAGCAUCAGCUCCAACAGCAGCAGCAGCAGCAUCAUCAGCAUCACCAGGCACAGUCCCAGCAUCACAUAAAUCUGCAACACCAGGUAGUUGCUGCUACCAUGGCUGCGCAUCCCUAUACUGGCUUAGCACCAGUUGUGGCCAUGCCUCACGUGCAGACAGUAGCUGUUGCUACUUCACCUGCUCUUCCUACUAUACGCAGCGAACGUGGCUUGAUGGGUGCUAACCCUAUAGUUCAGGCCAUUGGUAAUAUCCAGACAGGUUUAGUCAUGCCUAAUAAGCAAGUAGCAGCUAUUGUAGCUGCUACUGGUGGCCAAAGUAUCCUGACAAGUACACCUGCACAUCAACCUGCUGCUGCUGCUGUCACCGGUGUUUUUCAGCAACAUCAACCAGCUUCUAAUUUGCAAAUGGCACACGAUACACAUGGCGUUCCUUUGGCUGCUGUUGGUAGACCAAGCACGGGACCCAAUGUCGUACAGUGGCCAGGCCAGCAUCAGCAGUCACAACUACAACAAUCAGUGCAACAGCCGCAGCAACAGCUACAGCAGCAAUCGCCAAGCAAGCCGCAGUUGAAUCACUACCGUGCUGCAAAUACCGCUAUGCUCUCCGCCACCAAUUUACUGUCGUCUGCUGAUACUGGUGGUAUCAGUGCGCCACCGACGAAGACAGUUUCGCAUAGCGUACCACGCACUGUUGGUAGUUCCAGCUGUGCUGUUUCUACUACAGCUGUUCAUCGGAAUCCUGAGAGAGUUGCCCAAGCUGCCACUGCCACUACUGCUACUGCACCUAUGCGUGUGGGUGAUGUGAGCACAUCCGGAGGUGCUUAUUCCUUAUUACCUACUCCUAUUGAUCAACAGCAGCUUGUCUAUAACAGUCAUGCGGCAUUGCCACAGUCUCACCGUGGUCAUUACGGCCAUGAACCUGCCACUCUUGCUGAUUCGGUACCACUACCUACUGUAGAGGCUGUAUCCCCGGCAUCAGGUGGUGAAGACGACUCUGAUAAUGAUAGUAUUGUUGAGCAUCAUCAUGCCAGCGGCGAUGGUGGUGCUGCACGGGUACGGCCAGCUAGUGUCAUGGGCACGGCCGCAGCAACAGGAGCGGCCGUGUCUCGUAAGGUCAACACACCAUCACCGCAGCAUCCCAUUCACAGCCGAGAUUACCUUAUGUCUGCUCUAGUCCAGCUGGAUGGAGAAAUACUCAAAUUUGAGCGAAAGAUGAGCAAACUCAAAGAACUCAAGAAAGGUGCAGAAAGUCGAGAGAACUCACAGCAAGACACUUGUACUAGCUCGGACCUCCAAGGGAAUUUCAUUGAUCGCAUCUACGCUGAAAAUAAGCGCAAGGCACAAGAAGCGCAUUCAACUCUUGGAGCAUUUUGUUUGAAUAUUGAGUCUGCGGGUCCUGGGGGACUGUACAAAGAGCCAUCGGACCUGGAAGUGUAUCAUGAAAUCUUGAACAACCGUCAUCGGGUUCAGCCAAAGCUAGUCAAGUACUUGCGUCUACAGCAUGAGGAACAGCGAUCAAAGGAUCUUGAACUCUGUGAACAAUACCAGGCUCUGACGCAAGCAUGGGGGAGGAAAAUUGAGACAUAUGAGAACAACAGUCGGAAACGGGCCAAGGAUGCUAAAUCACGGGAAGUAUUUGAGAAGCACUUUCCAGAUUUGAAGCGACAGCGUGAAAGAUCACAACGCAUCACACGCCUCGGUAGCCGUGGUACGUAUGGCGGUGCAGCACGUAGUGAGGCAGAACUCACGGAGAUUCUGGACUCUUUAGCUGAGAUGGAGGAGAUGGAGAAUCCUGAUCGUUGCCGUCAAGGUGCAGCUGUCAUACCACCCAUGGUUGGUCUUCAGGACAAGCACAGGAUACGGUUUGUGAACCGCAACAGUGUAAUUCAAGAUCCGAUUACAUUUGCCAAGGAAUGGCAGCAGCGUACUGUGUGGACUGACGAAGAGAAAGAGACUUUCAGGCAAAAGUAUGUCAUGUUUCCGAAAGUCUUCGACAAAAUUGCAAGCUUCCUCCCGGAGAAGAGUGUCAAGGAAUGUGUGCUCUACUACUAUCGAAGUAAGAAAUCUGAGAAGUACAAGCGCCUUGCACGCAAGUACUCCAAGCGUUUUCGCCAGCAGCAGCGUUUGCAGUCCCAUCAGCAAGAGCAAGAGAAGCAAUUGCAGUUGCUUGAGAAACAACGACAACAGCAGAAUGAAGAAAGGCAACGUCAGCAGGAGGCCAACACCAACGGCAAUGGUUCUGCUCCCUCGGCUACCGCUUCAAGCACUGCCAGCUCUGUUGCUAUAACCAACAAAUGGUCUGAUAAUGAAGUUCGCCUGCUAAAGGAUGGAAUCGUUGCCCAUGGCCAUGAAUGGGAGUUGGUUGCUAAAGUAGUGCAAUCGAGGGGUGCUGAAGACUGUAAGAUGUUUUACCACCGACAUGGUCGACAUUGUCAUCUACAGUAUGCAUUGCGUACACACCGUAACCGCCAGAAGCGUCAGGCAGCAGCAGCGCUAUUGGAAGCUGCAGCAGCAGCGGAGCAAACAGAAGGAGUGAGAGAAGAGACUGAUACCGGUGUUGUGGCUGGUGCUGGUAUUGGUGAGGACGAAACAGAGAAUGAAGAGAGCACAGAGGCAGAGAUGGAGAAUGAUGAUGAUGUUCUGCAACAAGGAGUGGUGUCAGCUGCUAUGCCUGCUCCAUAUGUUCAUAAUGGUCCUGAGCGUGUUGACGUACAUGCCGUUGAUUUGGUCCUUGCCGUUACUUCAGAAGUCGCAAACACCUGCAAUACGGAACUGCCAAGUUCUGAUCACGACUUCUCUAUGUAUGCUGUCUCGGUUGCCAGUACUACUACUGCUGCGUCUGCUACUGCUACUAUUGCUACUUCUGCUACUACCACUCCUGUCACUGCUACUUCCUCUGCUACUGCCUCGGCUGCUGUCUCUGUUGCUGUCACGGCUACUACAACUGCUGGCAGUGGCGGUGAUGAACUCAUGCAGACAGACGAUAGGGUUGCAGCGAUCGAUAGCACGGCGAUCUUAGCUGUUCCUACUGAGGUUGGUGGUAGUUCUGUGCGUCCACCUGCUGCUGAUGUGACACAUUUUGGUUCUGCUGAGAGCACUGAGCCAAGUGCUAUCAAUGGGAGUGAGCAUACAGCUGCAGCCUCCACUGCUGCCACUUGUGACAAUGCCAUACCAGUCGUUGUUGCCACUUUGGCCACUAAUCGUAAUGGUGGGAAGAGCGUGGAUGAAGAGCAUGUCUCUGCUGAGAAUAUCCUUGCAACUGCUCAAAUCCCACUAAUGAUUUCUCCCCUCAGUCCAGUACCAUCGCCUGUCACUGAAGCAAGAGCAGCACUUGGCACAACUCAACCUACCACUUCUAAAAUACAACAUCCUACACCUUACCCAUCAGAAAUGUUGGUCGAUUCACAUGCUACUGACUCCCAAGAGCCUAUGGAUACCAGCCCAGUACAGCAGAGAUGUGAGCUUUCUGAGAGCUGCUCUCCCUCUACGCUUUCUCUUGAACCAUCAAAACUAACGGGUGAUAUGUCAGGGUACGAGACGCCCGCCCCCAGCCAAGAGUCAUUGCACAGCCUGGAUCUGGUCGAGUCUGAUAGUAGAGAUAUUCAUACAAGCAGCUCAGUUCCCAACAGUCCAAGAUGCAAGCAAGUAGCUGAUUCAUACGUGCCAGUACCUGCUCAAGAAAUUGGAAAUGAAAAUGUUAGGCAGAUGGCAGAUGAAAACGAAGAAUCAUCUGCUAUACAUACCACCAAUCUCUACAGUCCUGUUUCCAGUCUUACAAUGGAUGAGGAUGAUGCAGCAUUUGAAUUUAUAUCAGAUGAAAAUGAUGGUGAUGAGGCAGUGAGGAGCAGCAGUAGCAGCAGCAGCAUAGAUCAGCCAAGGCCGUCAUCGUGUUCUUUCGAAACAAAAGGGCAGUUGGUGGAAGAUAACAGCAGUUCAGCAAUAUGCAGUACCUCAAAUACCCGAUGCUAUGCUGAUGCCGUGUCUCCUAUUUCGUCAAGUGAUACCCGUAGUGAUGAUAUGGCUGAUGAUGCUGAUACCCUGCCAGCUACUACUCAUACCGCAGAGCAACACGGCUACUGUACCACUCCAAGCCCUACUACACAUGUGACCAGUGAGAAGACACCACUGAAAUCACCCAGUCUUGUAUCAGUGGCACAGCUGACGUCUUCCAACUCCCAGUUACCACCUGUUGUUGGCUUUGGUCGAUUUUCACCAGUCUCACCCGUAUCGCCUGUAUUGUCUCUAGUCAGUGACGAUGGGUGUGCAUCAGGAGAGACUGCACUGGAGCAAGUUGCUGCUGCCUCCAUGCUUGAUAGGCCAGUGUCUGUGUCCGGACAGCCUUGUGCUUCCCCUCCUACCAUCAGCACAACUCCGCAUGACAGCAGCAUUGGCAAAGCUAACUCACCUGAAGCUGAUGUUAGUUUAACGGCUGCGAAUAACAGUGAUGGCAAUCAUGGUGAUGAUCCUCUGCUGCUGACUGCAAGCCCACUAAAUGGUAGUCACUCCAGUACUAGUAUAAUGGAAAUUGUAAGUGACUAUGCGCCUGCGUCUUCACCCACUGCCGAUGCGAGUGACACUGAUAGUGCUGAUUCCAUGGCAAGAACAGCGGAUACUGCUGCUGCUGCUGCUGAUGAUGAUGAUGAGCAAGAAGAUGUGUACAUACAUGUAACAUCACCCAAUGGCAGCAACACUGCACUGACAUUGGUCAAGCAAUCACAGCCUGAAGCCGUUGUGGGUAAUGUUUUACCAGGCCGCCGUUCAAGUACUUUGUCAGUAGAGUCAGACGUACGGUCAGGCAGUACUGACGUUUCCAACAUUUGCCAUGGUAUCACCCCUACCGUCCAGCAGAAGCACUUGCAGCUCCAGAUCUCGCCAGUAUCAUGUGAUGAAGCUGAUAACGGGUUUGAUGAAGCAACUGAGCUAUGUAGCAAGCACUGUACGGAUGUAGUUCCCCUUGAAACAACACACUCUGACCAUGCCAGUGUUGAGCGGAAAAGUUCACUUGCUUCUCUAUCACCGUGUGAUUCAAGCGAUGGAAUGCUUAUUGAACUGCAUGAUCCCACAUCACCAUCUGAACUGGACUUAUCCUGACUGCUGGACACUGGGAAACUGUAUGAACAAUUUUCCUUUUUUUAUCCUGGGCAGAGUUUCCAUGAAAUACCUUCUUCUUCUAUAUUAUUUUAUAAUUUUCUUUCUUGAGAGCUUGCUUAUAAGCCUGGUGAUUGUUCAGAGCCAUGGGGAUGGAUGAUGCAGAAGGUGCUGCUGUGUAUUAGUAUGCAACUUUCUCUUGUACUAAGUUAGUUACAGGCUAUGAGACUGCAGCAUGGUGUGCGCUGUACCAGCCAAUAGUACAUCAUGAUAAUCGAAUAGUACACAUGAAUACCGUUGACUACUUUUGUAUCCAUUUGCUUGUUACGGUUUAGUUACGUCGUAGACCCCUGCCCCAAUGCUCUUGUUGCAUCUUGUGCAAGCUGGUUUUGCAUAUUCCUUUCCCUUUAGCCCUACUUGCGCUGUACCAGCCAAUAGUACAUCAUGAUAAUCGAAUAGUACACAUGAAUACCGUUGACUACUAUUGUAUCCAUUUGCUUGUUACGGUUUAGUUACGUUGUAGACCUCUGCCCCAAUGCUCUUGUUGCAUGUUGUGCAAGCUGGUUUUGCAUAUUCCUUUCCCUUUAGCCCUACUUGCUGAUAGGCUGUAUCUCCUCCUGAGAUAGAUACCCAGGGUCUAGCCUAUGGA
Molecule: messenger RNA, 6343 nt
Organism: Sycon ciliatum
Lineage: Eukaryota; Metazoa; Porifera; Calcarea; Leucosolenida; Sycettidae
Product: pneumococcal serine-rich repeat protein-like
Exons: 23
Coding region: 484-5697 (1737 amino acids)
Biological process (GO): regulation of transcription by RNA polymerase II
Cellular component (GO): chromatin
Source: RefSeq, a predicted model, not a curated record